CUAUUGUGCUUUUGUUCGAAAUUUUUGAUUUUGUAUUCAUUUGUGUUCUGAAGUUGUAAUGAUUUAUUGGUGAUUUUUGUUUAUAUAGCAGUGUUACUUAUAAGUUCUAUGAACUCUCAAUAAACAUUUGUCAAUAUUUCUUUUCAUUUUAAUUCAACUAUAGCUAUUACAGAUGCAAGAACAAUCAGCUGACAUGUUCAAAAAGAUUUUACUUGAAAAUGAUACAUUUCUUAGUGAAGCGGACUUUACACAUAUCAAUGGAGACUUGUCACUAAUGCCAGAAAUAUCUGUCAUGCAAGAUUUCCUGGUGGAAGAGGAGACUUUAGAUGCAGCUGUGAAGUUUAAUCCCACAAGUGCAUUUGUUCCUACAUCACCUAUAGGACCUCCGGAGACAGGCAGCUUUCCCGGAUUUUUUAAUUUUGGUGUGGAAAUAAAGUCUUCAGAGACUGAUAGAAAAAAGUUCUUGUACUCUGCGAAGCUGAACCGCAUCUACGUGGACAUGGGCGUGGAGUUCCCGGUGCACUUCACGUGGAACACGAGCGGCCCGCACAUGCCGGGGCUCGAAGACUUGUACGUGCGCGCCACCGUCGUCUUCUCCGACGACGCGCAGAAGGAGAAGCGCGUCGAGCGCUGUCUGCAGCACGCGCACGAGCCCAACAACCCCGGCGAGGAGGGGGUGGUGCGCAACGUGCUGCGGUCCGCGCGCGCGCUGGGCACGGCCGACCUGCACUACUGCGGCGCGGCGCGCCUGCCCGACUCGUGGCUGUCGGUGCUGGUGCGCCUGCCGCAGCCCGCGCCGCACGCCUACCAGUUCGUCUGCAAGAACUCCUGCUCCUCCGGCAUCAAUCGGCGCAACACCGCCAUCGUCUUCACCCUCGAGAAUCACCUUGGUCAGAUCCUGGGCCGGCAGAGUGUGGGCGCGCGCGUGUGCGCCUGCCCGAAACGCGACCUGCGCCGCGACGAGGAUGAGUUGGCCAAGGGCAAGCGCCGCCUCGCGCCCGCAGCACCCGCACCGCCCGCCGCCGCUGCGCCAGACUCUUGCAAGAAGAUCAAGAUCGAGAUCCCGGACACAGAUGAUGAGGUCAUCACGCUUCCCAAGCUGCAGAUAAAGGGCGCGAAGGCGGUGGUGACGGGGCUGGAGGUGAUGCAGCGCAUGAUGGAGGUGAGCGCGGGCGAGGCGGCGCGCCGCAGCGACCAGCGCGCGCUCGACCAGUACUCCGCCUGCCUCGCCGGCCUCGCGCACGCUCUCGACAACCUCAGGGGCAGCGCCGGCCGCCAGUAGCACCUCCAGCAGUUGUCACCACACUUUAACUUAUCACUGCCACCGCCCUGUACAACCACUGCAACGGUAAGUAACAAAGUGACCUUGGUGCAGUAUGACAAAUAUUGCCUCAGUAACUUAACUGGGUUUUAACAUUUUUUACUCUAUUGUAUUAAUUGUUUUUUGCCAGUUUUUGGUUUUUUAGCUAACCAUUUAGAAUUACAGACUAUCAGUAUCUCGUAUACUUUAUUCAAUUAUAAAAUACCCUGAAAAGUAAUUAAAAAAUAAUCUCCUAAACAUUUUUUAAUUUUUUUUUAUGACAA
Molecule: messenger RNA, 1584 nt
Organism: Papilio polytes (common Mormon)
Lineage: Eukaryota; Metazoa; Arthropoda; Insecta; Lepidoptera; Papilionidae
Gene: p53
Product: cellular tumor antigen p53-like
Exons: 8
Coding region: 173-1282 (369 amino acids)
Biological process (GO): regulation of transcription by RNA polymerase II; apoptotic process
Cellular component (GO): nucleus
Molecular function (GO): RNA polymerase II cis-regulatory region sequence-specific DNA binding; DNA-binding transcription factor activity, RNA polymerase II-specific
Source: RefSeq, a predicted model, not a curated record